Messenger RNA from Adineta ricciae, 459 nucleotides. NCBI's taxonomy places the organism in Eukaryota, Metazoa, Rotifera, Eurotatoria, Adinetida, Adinetidae. The record is from the annotation of a GenBank genome assembly.
AUGAUUUANAUUCAAGGAAUUCUUCGUGUCACAAUUAGAAAAUCCAAAAAUAUUUUAUUUGUUAUACAAAAACCAGAUGUUUACAAGAGUCCAGCAUCUGACACUUACAUCGUUUUUGGUGAAGCCAAAAUUGAAGAUCUUUCUCAACGAGCUCAAAUUGCUGCUGCCAAUCAAUUUAAAAAUCUUGGACAAAAUCCAACAGCAAAUAACACCACUGAUCAAACAUCACAAUCGAAUGAAAAAGGCUCAAGUGAUAAAAAUGCUAAUCAAUCAAGUGCGAAAGCAGAAACGAUUCAAGAAGAAUCUGAUGAAGAUGAACAAGUGGAUUCACAAGGUAUUGAAGAAAACGAUAUUCAACUAGUUAUGUCACAAUCCAAAGCCUCAAGAUCAAAAGCGAUUAAAGCUUUAAGAAAAUGCAACAAUGAUAUUGUCAAUGCCAUUAUGGAAUUGGCUGAAUAA